CCACUUGAAACCAUUUCAUUUCAUUGAUGUUAUUAGAAGUUUUUGAAAAAAACCAUGAAUGUCAUAACUUCUACAUAGCUACUGAAAUUUUAUAAUCCUUGUUUCUUAUGAAAUCACAAGUUCUUGUAUUGAUUUGAAGCAUAUUCACUUAGAGUUCUUUUUGAAAUUACAGUGACCUCAGAGACAAUAAUGAUAUGAUGUGUGCAUGUCACCUGCCAGCCUUAGUAAAUUAUAUGAACAAAACAUACAACAAAGCUGUGAAUGUCAAGGGCGAGUGCCGUACAGGUCUCAGCAAUAACCAAACCAAAGCAAUACCCAUCCUGGCAUAUUCGCAAUGUAACAAUUACUCCUUAUUUCAACGGAAUUUGCUGUGUGAAACAUGUUCAGGAGUGAUGUGCAAUGCUUCAGAAGUGACAACUUGUUCAGGAGCAGAGCCUGUGUGCCAGUACAUGUCAACAAUGAAUGGUGUUACUCAGAAGUUUGAAAGAUCCUGCAGUACAUACAGAAAAUGCAUUGAUGCUGCAAAGAACAAUAUCUUUACAUGCCAUAGAUGGUUUAAUGGCCCUUCUUGUGUUACUUGUUGUACUGAGAGGUUAUGUAACAAGAAUGGUUUCCUUGGUAAGUGUUGUUUGUUUUCUGAUAUAAUUACAUCGGAUUUAUUAUGCAUUAAUGGUUAAUAAGAACACUGUAUAAUAGUUAAAUAUAUGAGAAAAUGUUGAACACACACACAUACACACAUGCUCGCAUGCGCACGCACACACACACAUAUCGUCAUUAAAUCAUAAAUCCGAAAGAGCAGUAUAGUACUUAGGUAAAGAUAGUUAUGACUGGUAUAUGGGGUUGCCCUGGGUUUUACAUUCAUAGAGCGCUUACCUUUACAGCGUUUCUUCAAACCCUAAUGGUCAGUGUCCUAUAACUUCUCAUCAAAAUGGAGGGGGGGAAAAGACCCCACAGCUACUUGUUGAAUGCACUGUCAAAGGAGAAGGGUUAAGUCAAUGGAUUGUCUCCCUAAUUAUUGAUAGAAAAAUUAUAAUAUACUAGCAGAAAUACCCGGCUUUGCCCGGGUUAAAGAGAAUAAUGAAAUCUAAAAACGCCGUCUAGACUACGCAACCCUCAACUGUUAGUAGCUACGAUACCAUAUUUCUACAUUAAUAACUCUCCAAUCCAUGCCAGCAUGGAACAUAGACAUUAAGUGGAAUGCCAGUCUCUCAUCUAGGAGGGCCUUGAAAUCAAUGUUACCAACUGGGGACUAUGUGUGUCGCAGUGAUAAUAAAAAGACCCAAAGGAGGUCUGCAACGAAAUAAUUUUACUCAACACUUUGCAAGUGAAUCAGUGGAGGCAAAGAUGCGUCUCAUUUACUUGACAAUUUAUGCACCACAUUGCAGAAAUCACAAUGAAAGUAUAUCUGAAA
Molecule: messenger RNA, 1411 nt
Organism: Octopus bimaculoides (California two-spot octopus)
Lineage: Eukaryota; Metazoa; Mollusca; Cephalopoda; Octopoda; Octopodidae
Biological process (GO): G protein-coupled receptor signaling pathway; cell surface receptor signaling pathway
Cellular component (GO): plasma membrane
Molecular function (GO): protein binding; G protein-coupled receptor activity
Source: RefSeq, a predicted model, not a curated record